AUGGCCGAGUUCGCGAGUGCAAUUGUCGGUUUGGUAGCGGCAGCGGAGGUUGUCACUCGUUAUGUUUGUCGAUAUGUGAGGCACGUGAAGCAUGCCGAGCACGAGGUGCUCGACCUGCUCACGCGCACCAAUGCCCUAUAUGGAGCACUAAAGAGCUUGCAGCUGUUGGAAGAUGAUAUGAGUCCCGGGAAAGCAAUGGCCAAUAUCGAUGCACGUCAAAUUACUGCCGUUAUGACUACACUGGAAAAGGUCAGGGUCAAGGUCGCCGGUUUCCAGAAUGUAGAAGAAGAGCCAGAAGAGGAGCCUUCACCGCUAAGAAGGCAAAACACUUUCGACCGUCUCAACAACCAGCUCCGCAACGGCAAAAUCAAUACAAGCAAUCGGGAGUCUCAAACCACCGACAAGCCCAGUAUACGAAAGCGAUGGAAAUGGCCAUUCUUGCGAGGCCAGACUCAGGAUCUCGCCAGAGAGGUGGAGGCGCACACCACCACUAUCAGCUUUGCUCUAAGCAUCGAUGGAUUCAAUGUCAUGAUGCAGACCCUGAAUGAGACCAGAUCUAUGCGCACUGCUGUGGACCAAAUCCAGGAGCACAUGGCCAAUGUGGCCCGCGUCCAGCUCGAUGAGAAAGCAGAUAGGGCUUUGUCUGCUGUUGGCCCCUUCAAUACCCGGAACCUUCACCAGGCGAAUCUGCGUCUGCGACAUCCCGGUACGGGCCUCUGGUUCACUGAUGGAGAUGAAUUCCAGCAGUGGCUUACGAAUCCACAAGCGAGGCUGUGGCUGCACGCGAUCCCUGGAGCCGGCAAGAGCAUUCUCACUGCUGGUGCCAUCGAGUAUGCCCUACAGCAAAGCACUCCGACCACAGCCGUCGCCUAUUUCUAUUGCGACUAUCGACAACCCGAUUCGCUCUCCUGCCGCCAAAUUCUGGGAUCAAUUGCUGCACAACUGGCACGGCAGAGUCAGCGGAGCUGUGAUGCCCUUCUUGACUUUGUCGAAAAGCAUGAAGCGUCCGGGCUUCAAGGUGGUCGGCGGCAGGAGCUCGAAUGCGAAGCCGAGGAUCUCGGCGCCCUCAUCAACAACCUAUGCGACCAUUAUACGACCGCCAUGGUAUUUGUCGACGGCGUGGACGAAUGCCCGAGUGAAGAGAGACGUUCGCUGAUCCUCCAUCUAGCCGACAUUGAAUCAGCUAAGCUGAAGAUUUUCAUGAGCUCCAGGGACAUAUACGACAUUAGGGAGCUGGUAGAUGAUGACUUUGAACCGGUUUCUAUCGCAGCGCGGAGUAUGGACCUACGGUUGUUCGUGGCAAGCGAAAUCGAGCAGCGUCUUCACAAGAGGGCCAGAAAGCGUCUUUACCUCACAGACCCUGCGCUCAAAGGCGAAAUCCUAAACACUCUGAUCAGCAAGGCCGACGGAAUGUUUAGGUGGGUGGCGGUUCAGUUGGAUUAUAUUUGUGACAAGCUCUCGGACGCGGAUAUUCGAGAGGCGCUUCUCCAUGCUCCUCCAUCCCUCUUUGGUUCUUAUGAACGAACGUUGCAGGAAGCGACCAAGCUGCCUGAUGAGGUGACUGCUAUCGCUGCAAGGGCGCUCAAGUGGGUCGUUGGACAAGGUAUCAUCGACGCUGCCGCGCUGGAAGAAGCACUCUCGAUUGGCACAACGGCCAAGUCGUCGGGUUCUACCUCAUUUAUUUCCAAGGAGCGCAUUUUGCAGCUCUGUGGCAGUCUCAUCCGCCUAGGACCUGGCAACCUCACCCUCGAGUGCGCCCACUUCUCCGUCAAAGAGUACUUGAUAUCGCUAGCCGACGGCCCAGAGAACUUGCGAUCAUUUGCCCUAGGCGAUGAUAUGCGUCGAGAGUACGCAAUCACGUCUUUGCAGCUGUACGCGUCUGAAGAAUUCAGCAGUCCUUGCCAGACGCUAGGCGCACUUCGCAAACGCCGCGCUCGACAUCCCUUCAUGAAUCUCGCAGCCCGACAGUGGAUCUACUGGUCAGACCUCUCUGCCGAGCAAGAUCUGGAGAUUCUGCAUAAGGUCUUCCAUCCCAAAUCGGUAGGCCAUUUGUACAGUUGGAAUCAGGGGAUGUGGCCAGCCGCGCUUGCAAAAGAAGAUUGCUGGCGAAUCGAAAACGAAGAUGUCACCUCACUACACUAUGCUGCGAUGCUUCGAAUACCUGGACUGUGCUCCUGGCUCCUGGACAGUGGCGAGUGCCAGCAGACUUGUAGUAAAAUGAUCGGCACCCCAGUCCACUGCGCGAUCAUUGGGAUCAGUCUUGUCAAAUCACUGUACGACCACCCCAGUGCCACACCAGUGUCGCAUGUUCCUCGGGCGAACGUUGAUGCAACUUCACGGCUCGGGCAAGUUCUUGAGCUAUUGUCCGCAGAAACGACUUUACUUCAGAGUCAUUUUCCAAAUUUCUCGGACAUCGAAGUCAGUACUCUACGCCUGGCAGCGUUCCACGAUGCGAACCGUGGGGGCAAUUUGGUAUUCAAGCUCCUGUCCGAGGCUGGCGCAAAUUGCGAAAUGGACUGCAUCGAAGCCUUGCGAGAAGUUGUCCUGGCUCCAGAUUGCGUCGAGGUAGCCUCGGACUUGCUUGCCACCGUCAAUACUGCUAACCUCCAAGUUGACCCCUUGAUGUUCUCGGACCUUCUCAGACUUAGCCGAAAAGCUGAAGCCGAGCGGGAAGCGAAAGGCCCAGCUUUGAAACAGACCGAUUCAUACGCAAAUGAGAGAGGCAAAGAGGCAUCCAUGCCUUCCGAGCUACUACAGAUACUCGAAAACGACGAUGUCGAAGAGAUGGUCAGACAACUUAGACUCAAUACAUGGACACUCGAUCACAAAUGGCGCUCCGUUGGCACAGCACUGCACGCUGCUGCUCGAUAUGGUAGUGUGAACGUUGCGAGACUCCUCAUCCAAGAGGGUGCGUCACUCGAAGCUGCGUCCGAUCUGGGUGUCACGCCGGUGCUCGAGGCAAUGGCCUGGGCGGAGAAUGCUGUUGGCCAGUUAUUGGUCGAUGCAGGAGCUGACAUACGGUUUCGCGCGCCAAAUGGUGCCGGCAUCUGGCACGAUGCAGCAGAAGCUACAAGCAGCAGCGCUAUCCAUUUCCUUAGUAAUCUCAAGGACGGAGUCCUGGAUCUACUGGACAGCCCGGAUGACAAUGGCCGGACGCCCCUGAUGUUCGCCGCGUCGUAUGCGACAAGUUCCGAGCAUGACCACCUGGAUAGAGUCACGGCUCUGCUGGAACUCGGGGCAAAUGAAUGGGCAAAGGACAACGACGGUUGGACGGUACUGCAUUAUGCAUCCGAGUCGGGACACGCUAAAACCGUCGAGCUACUGCUUGAACGCAAGCACGACACUACCGCUGUUACCAAAACAGGGGCCUCUGUUCUGUUCCCGUGCAUGUUCACCAGACCCAAUCUCAACGUCUUCAAUGUGCUCUACGAGCGUGGCAGUGAGUUAUUGCUGAAAGAGCCUGACUUGGAGGGGUCUGAGUUCGGGGGCUCGGUGCUCGAUCGGACUCUGCAUGUCCUCAGACAUAACACCAGAGGUAAGGUCUACCUACAAAUCCUUGACAAAGUUGUGGCCGAGGCAACGCCACCGGAAAUGAAGGCUAUCAGUGAUAGCUUGUUCCGCUGGCUUGAUGACCAAGCUCAACGGCCUGGCUUCGCUGGUCUCAAAGAUCUCGCACCUUUAAUCAGUGACAUAUGCUCGGACCCGGAGGAGUACGAUGUCCAGCAAGCACUGAAAGUCGUCAGUGUACUCUUCCGCGAUCUGGAUCUGAACCGCCAUUCAGCGAGAGAAGCCAACACUGCUUUACUGCGCGCCUUCAUCGAGAGCUUGCCGUUGGACGACCUUCGAAAGUACAAGCCCGAUGGCCGUCAAUUAUUGUGUCUCGCCCUGUAUAACAGACAACAUAGCGUUUGCAGUGCCAUCCUGGACAGAUUCGUCGAUGUGACAAGCCGAGACGAUCGCGUCGCCGGGCUUUCAAGCGCGCAGGAGAUGGCCAUCAUGCAUAAUGCCCCUAACGACCUGUUUGAGCGAAUCGUCGUGGAACCUGGACCUUGCAAGGAUAAACAUCCGACUACCGGCGACACUCUCCUCCACAUCGCUGCCCGACGCGCUUCACCUGAACGUGUCAAGUACCUCAUCGAGGCAGGGUUUGGUGUUAAUGAUACCAACGACGAGACUCUCACGCCGAUUCUGGAAGCGUGUUACUCGUCUCUGGUGGAUCGCGUUAAGGUCUAUGACCUGCUACUCUCGGCAGGCGCCGAUCCAACGGUACGGAGUCAUGACGGCUGGACUGUGUCUCAUUUCGGAGCCGACCUUGGACACCUGGGCGUCCUCGAAAGACUGUCGUCGGCCCCUCGCGAAAAUGGCUGGCUGGACACUGUUACGGCCGUGGCAGACAUUCAGGGCGAGACUUCCAGACUGAGGGGCUCAUCUCUGCCUCACCUUGCCGCUCUGGGUGGUAGGCUGGACUGUCUCCAGUACCUCUUGAAGCACAAAGAGCUGUUCAACAUUGAUCAGAAGACGGAAUUGAUACCCCACUGGACGAUCUUGAUGUGUGCCAUAUGGAAAGACCAGCAACACGUCAUCGACUACCUGCUUCAGGAGGGUGCCAGCUGGAAGAUUGGAGGAGGGAGCACGGUCCUGCACUUUGCCGCUCGGAGCGGCAGAGUCGGAGCUGUGCGUAGCCUCCUGAAACACGGCAUGGAGCCUGAUGUGAAGCAGCGGAAUGGGUACACCGCGGCGAUGCUUGCCAGACAGAGAGGACAUGAUGAGCUCGCCGCCGAGCUGGAGGCGAAAGCUAAGCUCAAAGGUACGGUGACGGACCUCUUCUUCUCUGUUUCCGCAGACUCAAGGACUAACGAGACGGCAGAUGUUGAUAGUAACGCGAUGACACUGACACUGGUUGGCGACAGUGAUUUUGCGAUGAAGCAGCGGGAAUUAGGGAUCGCCAUCAACCUAGGUGAUACUGAAAUGUGCCAGAAGUUGCUCGACAAUGGAGCCUCAGCAUCGGCCGACUGGGCGGCAUGCGAUGAGUGCGAUCCCGUCGUCCAUGCAGCGUCAUGUCGGAAUCCAAAUGCUGGACGGGUGCUGCUCAUGUUGCUCAAAGCCGGCGGAAGUCCUACGAGGCGUAGCUGCAUCGUUCACGACGAAACCACGGCUAUUCAAGAAUGUGCGCGAUUCGGAUACUAUACCAGCCUGACUUGGAUCCUCGACCAUUAUCCUGGGCUCCUCUUCCUCGACUAUGGAGUGCAUCCGCUGCACCUCGCCGCGCUGAACAAGCAAAAUGACUGCCUGGAGCUGAUGCUGGAGCGGCGUGAGGAGGCUUGGGCGAGAUUUUCGCGCUCCGGAUGCAAGCUCAGCCUCAGUCCGGUGAACAUCGAGGCCAACGCCAAGGAAACGCUGCCGUAUCGACUUCCCACCAAGGCCGGGAGGAAAUUCAAGAUCAUCCCUUCGGAGGAGUUGCUCGAGGUGGCGGUGGAUGUGGAGAAGCAGCCCAACUAUGUUGUGCUGGAUAAUAAGACCAUGGCAUGGCUUGAGAAAGUCGACUCAAGUCUUCCGCUGCACUGCGCAGCGCGGGUGGCGAACAUCGAGGGCGCGAGGUUGCUGCUCGAAUACGGUGCCAACGUCAAUGCACGCACGCCGAGAGAUGGCUUGACCGCCUUGCUGGUGGCGGCACGGUGUGGCCGGGCUGAUGAAAUGAUCGAUCUUCUGCUGCAGUACGGCGCCACUCUGUAUGGCCGGAUGUAUCGCGGAUCCGUGAUCGACAUGGCCGGUCUGGUGGAGGACAACCCUGAAUGGCUGAUUGCAAAUCAUGACCGGCUCGACAUCCGGUCCAUGGGCCACAGCCUGUAUCGACGGAGUGCUGCGAGUGAGAUUGCGGGAGCCUGUCCACAGCUGCUCAUGCUGAACGAAGCGUUUCGCGAGGCUGUGGUACAUUCUGACAAGGAUGGCAACACGGUCCCUUUCGAGGUUUGGUUCUAUUCCCGGCCAGGCGAGGAGACACUCUUGCUGAACUCCGGGCUGGACCUCUCCUGGAUCGAUCCCGUGCAUGGAAAUCCGGUGCAUCGCUGUACCUGGCGAGACGACGCAUACUCGUUGUUCAGGCGGCUCUUCCGACGCUUUGGCGCCGAGACGACGCGAGCGGUGCUGAAUGCCAAGCCGGUCCAGGCGAACACGCUGCUGUACAACGCGGCGGCCAACAACCAGAUCAAGCUCAUCGAUCUGUUCAUCAAGCAUGGCGCCGAGAUCGAUCUCAAGGGCGGCGACCUCGGGAGCGCCAUCAUGGUGGCGGCGUCAUACAACCGGCUCAACGCGGUCAAGGCUUUGGUGCGCGCUGGUGCCAAGGUGUGGUAUCAGAUGGCGGGAGGCGACGAGCCGACGAGUGUGUUUUCGCAUGCGAAGCAUUACCCCCUGAUGCAGCGCUGGCUGCUCGUGGACAGAUUGACCGAGGUGAAAUGCAUCACCGAGACGGAGCAUGAGUGGCCGGCCAUGCCUGAGCCCGUCGUGGCUGCUGCCGCUGGGCAGGACGAUGAAGAGGCGGUGCUAGGGCCACCGGCAGAGGACUCCCACGGCGAGGACUCUUCGUCGCCGUUUGAGCACGUCGACUGGCCGGAGGUGGAGGUCAGGAGGGGCUCGGUGAGUAGGAUACAGGGACCGGAUGGGCGGCAGCUGUAUAGGAGUCCGACGGAUAAGACUGUUUGA
This is a messenger RNA of Cyphellophora europaea CBS 101466, 6699 nucleotides long. RefSeq lists its product as uncharacterized. The transcript has a single exon. The record is from RefSeq and is a predicted model, not a curated record. Gene Ontology annotation, molecular function: protein binding. Lineage: Eukaryota; Fungi; Ascomycota; Eurotiomycetes; Chaetothyriales; Cyphellophoraceae. Bases 1 to 6699 code for a protein of 2232 amino acids.